This is a messenger RNA of Rotaria sp. Silwood2, 2291 nucleotides long. The record is from the annotation of a GenBank genome assembly. Lineage: Eukaryota; Metazoa; Rotifera; Eurotatoria; Philodinida; Philodinidae.
AUGUCUACACAACAACAACACGUUAUCAUCAAAGCUUACUACAAUGAUCUCGUUGAAAGUCAACCAGAAAUCCGACGAUUUUCUGUUGAUGUAUCACCAACCAAUGGUGUUUAUCGAGCAUUGGAAACAACUAUUUCUCAAUUGAAUAGUAAUUAUCCUCAAGGUCAAUUUACAUUACAAUACACGGAUGAAGACGAUGAUCGUAUUACAUUUUCAUCCGAUGAUGAAUUACGAUCGGCUUUAAAUAGUAUUCCACUUGGUGGUGUAAUUAAAAUUUACGUUAAACCAAAAGUUAAAAAACCAGAAAGUCCGAAUGCAACAGUUCAUUCUGGUGUAACUUGUGAUGGUUGUCAAUGUCCUGUAUUUGGUAAUCGUUAUAAAUGUACGGAAUGUCCAGAUUAUGAUUUAUGUCAAACAUGUUCGGAUAAAAAUCUCCAUUCUGGACAUAAUAGGAUAAAGUUAACCAGUCCAUUUCAACAUUUUGGUGGACAUCGUCGUUGUGGUCGUGGACCAUUUAAUGGCGUUCGAUGUGGUGGUGGUGCUCGUUUCUGGCAUCAUUUUAUGCGUCGGCAACAAGGUUGUCCAGCUGGUUUUCCAAUGCCAGCAGAUAUGACCAAUUUUCUUGGUCAAUUUAAGGGUAAAGAAUUAGCUGAAUUAGUUGAAACUCAUUUACCCGAAUAUUUACGUACGGAAAAAGUUAAAGAAAUAAUCAAUCGAUUUAAAACUGGAGAACAAACUGACAAACCUGUUGAUCAAAAUGCUCUUUUAGAAAAUAUUGGUCAAUUUCUUCGUGAAAUUCUUUCACCUUUUGGCAUUGAUUGUGAUUAUUUUGUUAAUAAUCAACAAACAAAAACAACAACAACAACUGAACAACCUGAAACAAAGGAAAAAACCGAAGAAGCAACAGCAAGUAUUAAUACAAGUACUGAACCAAAACCAUCUGCUCCUCCAUCAUCAGAAGCUUCAUCUGCUGCUCCAACUACUGGAGCUUCAUCAGCGUCAGCUACUGCUCCGGCAUUUGGUAAUUUACUUGAGCAACUUCAUACAGUGUUUGCUCCAAUGUUUCAACCACCAACACCAUCGGCAACAACAACUGCCACAACUGCAGAUCAACAAGCUCAAGAACAAAAGAAAAUUGAUGAAUGUAUUGAACGGAUGACUGCAAUGGGGUUUGUUGAUUCGAAUGGCAUUCUUACAGAACUCAUUAGAGCAAAAAAAGGUGAUCUGAAUCAAGUUUUGGAUGCUCUCAAUCCACGCAACUACAAAAACUGAGCCAAAAAUAAUAUUCUCAUAUGAACUUUCCUUCGUAUUUCAUGUAGUAUUCAAGCCAGAAUAUAUUUUUUAUAUGCGAUUUUGAUCAGCUAAGAAAUUAAAAUAAAAGUUAUAUAAAAUAAAAUAUAUGAUUACUCAUUUCACAAAUCACUCAACUACUUUGUAUUGGCCUUUCUUUGAUAAAACCGUACUUUUCACACACGGAGAUUAACUGAUAUUAAGUUAGAGGAUUGAGCUGUUAACUUAGAUAUGCUUUUUUGCAGAUUUCUCUGCAAUACAGGUAUCCUAAAUCAUGGUUACAACUAUUCGCCAUUUGCACUAUAUACAGCCAUUCACCAUACGAAAAUACUAUAGGUACGCAUCAAACUUGUCAUUUUGUGAUGCGAUGGAUCUUGAGAAUUGAAGCUCACAAAACACUCCUUUAAAUGUGAAGUCAAAGUAACGAGAUAGAACUCGUAUAUUUUGUAUCGAUAUUAUUCUGAACAUGUUGCAUUUCUUUAUAAUCGACUUCGAAAAAUGACAAAUAUGAAACUAGUUAUUUCCUUCUCGUUUUAAGAUAAUUAAAAGUGAAAAACUAAAACAAAGUUAGGCGCCACUUACUGUUCUCAUAGGUCAAACAGCUGUAAAUACAGCUGAUAGUAGAUAAUGAAUCAUCGAGAUAGUUAAUCGAUCAAUAAACAACAGUUUCUAGAAGUCUGUCGAUAGGCUUUAGUAGAGUUUCUCUAGUGAUCAAUUUCAAAAUGGAUGCCUUUCAUAUCCGAUCUACGUUAGAUCAACUGUUCGAUAAAAAUGUUUGUUUUUAUCGAUUAUCCCUAACUCAGAAAACUCUUCAAUUAUCUUUGAACCUUGACGUAGAAUGUGAGAACGAAUUUCGAUGAUAUUUUGAGUAAUUAUUCGAUUUCAAUUCGGAAUUCGUUUUUCAGAUUCUCGGUGGUUGUCGUAUUGUUAAUGAGUCUGGUUGUUGGCGAAGAGAAGAAUAACAAUCAUCCCCACGCCCCCAUCGGCAAGCCCCACAUAUG